AACAGGCGAAACGGCGGCACAGCAAGCAAAAUAAGCGAGAGUGAACGCGGCGGCGAAGGCAAAACGUGAAUGCGAAAGUAAAAGUAAAAGAAAAGUGCAAAUGACGUGCACAUCCGCAGUGCGGUGAAGCUGUUCUUUCUCUAACUCUUCGAACUAUUAAAACAGAAACCAAUUAUUUAUAGUGUAAAGGUGCAUACUGAAAUUAAAGAGCUGACAACACUUCUCGCUACCUUCAAAUCGAGACGAAUAAUUUAAAAUAAAAAAAUAUUAAUUCUAAGUGGGCCAUCUGACAAACCAAUUACUAGUAUUAAGAAAAAAAAAAAUAAAUCAUAGCAACAAUUUCCAUGCUAACACACAACGAUAUUUGUGAGAAUCAACGCCAUAAAACCUCGAAUUUAUAUAAAAUGUGGUUGAUUUGCCGCAAAUACAACACCAACAUUGUUGCCACAUUAUUGCUACACAUUAUUCUGCUACUCAGCUGUCAUGCGGACUACGCCGUCGCACAACGUAAGAACGACACGAAUCAAGUGUACGUGACCGAUUCGUGCCUGGAGAAGCCAUAUCGUUGCCCACAUCCGAAGAUACAAUUCUACCUCUACACACGACGCACACAGCAGAAUCCCGAAUUCAUCGAUGUGCUGGACGACAAUGCGCUCUACUACACGCACUUCAAUCCGCGGCAUCCCACCAAAAUCAUCAUACAUGGCUUUGGCGGCGGACGCAAUAAUAGUCCCAGUCCGGAUCUGCGCGAGGCCUACUUUACCGUCGGCGAUUACAAUAUCAUUAUUGUAGAUUAUGCCGAAGCGGUGAAGGAGCCGUGUCUCAGCCAAAUGGAAUGGGCGCCACGUUUUGGCAGCUUGUGCAUCUCACAGUUGGUCAAGUAUUUGGCGCGUCAUCCGCGUGGUGUGCGGCCUGAUGAUCUACACUUUAUCGGUUAUAGCGUGGGCGCACAUAUUGCCGGACUCAUUGCGAACUAUCUGAAGCCGAACGAAGGUAAGUUGGGUCGCAUUACCGCCUUGGAUCCGACCAUUUUCUUUUACGCGGGCACGAACAACUCACGCGACUUGGACUCGAGCGAUGCGCAUUUUGUCGAUGUGCUGCAUACUGGCGCCGGCAUUUUGGGUCAGUGGCAUUCGAGUGGUCAUGCGGACUUUUAUGUGAACGGCGGCACGCGUCAGCCGGCGUGUGUGGGUUCAGCGACGCUCUUUCAAACCUUAGCCUGCGAUCAUACGAAGGUGACACCGUACUUCAUCGAAUCCAUAACCUCGACGCGUGGUUUCUAUGCGGGUCCUUGUCCGAAUCUCUUCACCUAUCUGAUAGGUUGGUGUGAGCCCAAGGAUUCGGAUUAUGUGCUGAUGGGCGAACAUGUCUCGCAUGAAGCUCGAGGAAAUUACUACGUGACCACAAAUGCCAAACCACCCUAUGCGCGUGGCUUUCCGGGAAAAGGACGCUCCGCAAACAAUGGCGAGUAUCAAGGCGUGCGCAGAUAAUCCCAACUACCUAAAAUCAUACAUAUGUAUAUAUAAAAUAUGAUAAAUCAUUUAGUUAGAAUUUAUAACUUCCUUGUAUAAAAGUAGUGCGUACUUGUGAUUUUAGUUAUAGAAUUGGGUAUUUUCUCACUGUGUACCAGUUAAUGUAUUUAUGUUAAAUAUUGUAAAUUUCAAACAGUUUUAAUUUUAAAGGUUUAAGAGUGUAGAAAUGGAAUUAUGUAUAUAUGAAUUAGGGUGGAAAUGAAAUAUAAAAAGUGUUUUGGUUUUGAAUUUGUAACGAAA
Molecule: messenger RNA, 1772 nt
Organism: Bactrocera neohumeralis
Lineage: Eukaryota; Metazoa; Arthropoda; Insecta; Diptera; Tephritidae
Product: phospholipase A1 member A
Exons: 5
Coding region: 345-1490 (381 amino acids)
Biological process (GO): lipid metabolic process
Molecular function (GO): lipase activity
Source: RefSeq, a predicted model, not a curated record